AUGGCAUCUGCAGAUGCCUUCUGCUCCGGAUUUAUCAAGGCCAUUGCCGGAGGGAACAAGUUCACUUCGACAUUCAUCAUCGAUGAUAUCCAGUAUCACUUCAGUGGAAGCUUCAACCCGGCCGUCCAAGACUUCACAUCCAACGCGGCGACGCUGGAAUAUGAGUCACUCGGGAGUUUGACCAGCAAUCGUGAUUUUGAUGGCAAGGUCGGGACCCAAACCGUCACGCUCGAAGUUGCCAAUGGCCCCAAGCUCACUGGCAACCUCCAACUACCAACCAAUCCAGCGUCUCGGGUGUCUGGAACCGGGACUUGGUCGCAGAACUAG
This is a messenger RNA of Colletotrichum acutatum, 327 nucleotides long. RefSeq lists its product as uncharacterized. The transcript has a single exon. The coding region runs from base 1 to 327 and encodes 108 amino acids. The record is from RefSeq and is a predicted model, not a curated record. Lineage: Eukaryota; Fungi; Ascomycota; Sordariomycetes; Glomerellales; Glomerellaceae.